GUCGUCACCGGGCCUCUCGUGCAUCAUGUCGCUCAUCCGAUCGCUGCGUCCACUGGCGCUUGCCAUCCAGCCCGCUCUCUCGGCCUCGGGCGUGCGCCAUAUCCCAAUCCGUGCAUAUGCCACACACAAGGGUGUCCUGACUCCCGAACGAGCUCGAUAUGUCGAACAGAAUCCCCCGCGAAGCCGCCGCGGUGUGCCUCUUGACGAACGCCGAACGUUUCUCUUCGAGUUCUACUCGGAAAUCCUCGCCCAGCCAACCUUCUUUGUCUUCAACGUCUUCAACCCCUCCGCGUCCGAGUAUGCCGAGCUGAAGCGACAGUUCAAGAAACAAGGCUUCGAUCUAACCAUGGCCCGCAAUGGCGUGUUCUCGGCCGCCAUCAAGGCUGCUGCUGCUGAGUCUGGGAACCCAGCCCUGCUCGAGCUGCGAAGUCUGUUUACGGGACAGUGCUGUGUUGCCUCCUCCAACGUCGCCGAAUCCGAGCGACCCAGACUCACGGCCGAAUUCAUGACCCUCGCCGAUAAGUUCAAGGACAGCAUCCUCGUUGUCGGCGGCAAGCUCGAGACCACCGCACUGUCGCUCGAUCAGCUGAACCAUGUCAAGACUCUGCCUGGCCUGAGCCAUCUGCGUGCCGAGAUUGUUGGGCUUCUGAGCUAUCCUGCCCAGAGCCUGGUCAGCACCCUCAACACAGCACCCUCGACCCUGAUCCUCUCGCUACAGCAGCACGAAAAGAACCUCGAUCCUGCUGCCGCUGAGUCGUCGUGAGUGCAUCCCUCUCUUCCCCCUCCCUCUAUCUCUUGUCUCUGCCCGGGAUCGGCCUGGGACAGGCAAGCGACUCCGUCCACCGCCAGCAGGCCCCACAUUCGCAUGCAAUAAACCACAGACUAGCCAACC
Messenger RNA from Polychytrium aggregatum, 892 nucleotides. RefSeq lists its product as uncharacterized. The record is from RefSeq and is a predicted model, not a curated record. Gene Ontology annotation, cellular component: mitochondrial large ribosomal subunit. Gene Ontology annotation, molecular function: structural constituent of ribosome. The coding region runs from base 26 to 763 and encodes 245 amino acids. Lineage: Eukaryota; Fungi; Chytridiomycota; Chytridiomycetes; Polychytriales. The transcript has 2 exons. Gene Ontology annotation, biological process: translation.